Acomys russatus (golden spiny mouse) is the source of this 741-nucleotide messenger RNA. It is a transcript of the gene Tmem267, whose product is annotated as transmembrane protein 267. NCBI's taxonomy places the organism in Eukaryota, Metazoa, Chordata, Mammalia, Rodentia, Muridae. Bases 79 to 726 code for a protein of 215 amino acids. The record is from RefSeq and is a predicted model, not a curated record. The transcript is spliced from 2 exons.
CUUUAGGAUACUGGGGAUGAAAACAAGAACCACCUCUUGGCUCCUGAUGGCCUUUUCUGUAUACUGACACAAGUUACGAUGGCGUCCGAAGUUGAAAAGAUCCAUGCUUUACCACAGUGCUGCAGCACAGAAUCUCUCAUUUCCAGCCUGGGCCUGGGCAUCUUUUGCCUAGUGGCUGACAGACUUCUUCAGUUUUCUGUAAUUCAGCAACAUGACUGGCUUCGUGCCCUGUCGGAUAACACAGUGCAUGGCGUGAUUGGCAUGUGGUCAUGGGCAGUCGCCAUUGGCAUCAAGAAGAAGACCGACUUUGGGGAAGUUCUUUUAGCUGGAUUUUUAGCCUCUGUAAUUGAUAUCGACCAUUUUUUCCUAGCCAGAUCCCUAUCUUUAAAGGCUGCUCUGACUCUUCCGAGAAGGCCUUUCCUCCACUGUUCCACGGUGGUACCCAUCACAGUUCUGUGCGUGAAGCUCAUGACACACCUGCUCAAGCUCAGGGACUCCUGGAGCUUUCUUCCGUGGAUGUUAUUUAUUUCCUGGACCUCACACCACAUUCGAGAUGGGAUUCGCCAUGGCCUGUGGAUAUGCCCAUUUGGGAAAACGCCACCUUUGCCCCACUGGCUUUACGUAAUAAGCACAUUAUUCUUACCACACGUGUGUUCACUCCUUAUGUACUUAACAGGGACCCGACAAAUGAUGUCUCCAAAAUAUGGAAUGCGUAUUGAUGUCUGAGAUGACUAUAUAUAU